Messenger RNA from Xyrauchen texanus (razorback sucker), 4448 nucleotides. RefSeq names its product carboxy-terminal domain RNA polymerase II polypeptide A small phosphatase 1-like. Gene Ontology annotation, molecular function: RNA polymerase II CTD heptapeptide repeat phosphatase activity. The record is from RefSeq and is a predicted model, not a curated record. NCBI's taxonomy places the organism in Eukaryota, Metazoa, Chordata, Actinopteri, Cypriniformes, Catostomidae. The transcript has 6 exons. Bases 288 to 3866 code for a protein of 1192 amino acids.
AAGACGUUCUAGGUGUCAGAUUUAGAUUUAUGCCUGCCUUGAGCUUUUUAUAGUGAAUUGAUAUGGCAGGAGUUAUUUGUCACAUCUCCGAAGCACCAAAAUAAAUCGGUAGGUCUCCUGAAGGCGGGCUGAGUGCAGGUUCAGUAAAGUCUCAACCCCUCCGUCAUGUCAACGUGCACACUACUGCUGGUAUCUCAGGCAGGCUCUGGGCUCAACGAAUCCCUUCAGCCCUGUGAUUCCUCUUUGCAAACACACAUCUCUUACUCUUGCAGACUUUGUGCAAACCUAUGGGAGAAUGUUUGGAGUGUUUCCCUUCUUCUGACCUUUGCCAAUCUUUUGGAGAAGGGAAGUCUUUUGUUCAAAGCAACAUUACUAAAUACUUGGAACCUGUUGCCUUUUUUAUAAGUGAGCCAUCGGAGGUAAAUAUGCCUGCUGAAUUGUGCUUCGGCCAUUCUGAGGUCUCUGGACAAGGAGAUCCAAAAAAGGAAAGCCAGUCUUUAGAACAUGCUACUGAAUUAUGCACAGAACUGGAAACGCCUAUUGACUCCUCUGUGCAUCAAAAGUUAAUUGGGCUGAAUGAGGCAGAUGGACUUUGCAUUGAAAAUGGUCAAAUCGAUGGGGAAUUUUCAGAUCAGCAUGAUCAGGCUGGUUCAUCUGGAUACAGCUCUUUGUUGGACAGCUGCUCUGAGCACAGUGAGUCUUUUGAAAUAAGGUCUUCAGUUGACUUGGUUGAAAUGAGCCAAAGUGAUGAACUAAGUGAUCAAAGUGAGAUUUCUGAACAUGAUGCUGACGAAUUAACUUUAUAUGAAUUGAGCCUAGAUCCCAGUGAAUCUUUUCAUAAAGAUUAUAUUGAGCAGUCAACUUUAUCUGAUAUGAGCCCAGAUCCUUGUGAUUCUUGUCAACAAGUUGAUCCUGAGCAGUUCACUUCAUCUGAUAUGAGCCCAGAUUUUGGCGAGUCUUUUCAACAAGAUGAUCCUGAACAGUUAACUUCAUCUAAGAUGAUCCCAUAUCUUUGUGAGUCUUUCCAACAAGAUUAUCCUGAGUGGUUAAAUUUAUCUGAGACGAACCAAGACCUUUGUGAUACUUUUCAUCAAGUGCUUCUUGAGUCCUCACAAUUAGAUCCUUCAGAUCAUGAAAAACUUUCUGAAUGUGACUCAGAAUAUCAGGAAUCCUCAGAACAGUACAGUGGUUUUGAAGAAGAAGGUGCCAUUAACUUGUCUGGGUUAUACAGUUCAUCUGAUCAAAACUCUGUAGUUGAACUAGAUUCUGAAGACUGUGAGACAUCUAAAAAGUCUAAGCCUAACAAUCAAAACAAGCCUGCUGAAUGCCAUGCCAUACAUUUUGAAUCCCCUGAACGGUGUCAAGUCUCUAAAGAAAGUUUGCCAUCUGACCACUGUGUGUCCCUUGAGCAAACACUGCUUAGUGUGCAAACGGACACCACUGAGAGUGCCUUUCUAAACAACCCAGAGUGUUUUGCUGAACUUUUGAAGACUACUGAUUGUAGCCAAACCUUUAAUGUCCCGACUGAUGGUACUUCAGUGGGAAGUCCACCAUGUUACCAACUUUCUGAAGACUCUGCUGUAUGUGUUAAGGCUCUAGAACUGUGCACUGGCUGUGGAAUGUACUUUGAGAAAUGUGACUUUAAUGAACUAUGCAGUCCUGACCAUUCAGAGUGCCCACAUCAAAGCAAACUUGCUGAAAAAUGCCAUGAAAUGUGUUAUUCACUAAGAACCCAAUACUCCGUCUUUCGCAACUCUGAACUCCCUAAAGAAGAUCUGCCUAAUAAUAGCAACAGGACUGAGGUUAGGAAACCAUCAGAGUGUGAUGCCAUAUUUUCUGGAUCAAUGGAAAAUUUUGAGUCUCGGUGGCUUUCGCAAUUUCUUACCGAUCUUUUGCAACACAAUCAAGAGUUGGAUCUUCAUGCAGAACAUAGCAAGUCAAAGGAAGUGUUUGAAACCCCUGAAGUUGGGAAAGAUAUUAUGCUCUGUAAAAUGUGUGAAGAACGUUAUAAAGGGGGAUAUUGUAACAGUGAAACUCCUCAAACUUUUCAGCUUUGUAGAGAUGAGGAUAGCAUUCUUGAACUCUACUCAAAUGUGGAUAUCUCCAUGGAUGAAUUCACCAAAGCAGAAGGUUCUUCAGAUGUAUCAAGCGAGGAGGACUAUACUGACUGCAUUGAUUGCAAAAGCCAGGGCAGUUCUGAAACUGAAGAAUCGUUCAAAAGUUGUGUUGAUGAGUCAGAAUCAUUUGAAAUCUUUUUAAAUCAAGGGUGUGAGAAGGAAAAACAUUUUGGUCUUACAGAGAAUGAGACCUCUGUUCAAACUCCACAGUCACAUGAGUACCCUGAUGAAGGCAAUGAUAAGACCUUUGACACAUACACUCAGAAAGACUUGGAUGCUUCUGAUGAAGACCUUGUAAUUGAGCAACAAGUCAUAGGAGAGGAAAGCAAUAAAACAUAUGCUGAGGAUUUUUCUGUUGGACUCGCCAUUAAAUCAGGUCAAAUCCAUGAACUUUGUACUAAACAAGACGAGGUCUGUGAAACUCAAGCCUAUGGGCCUAAUUUUACUGUGGAGAGUUCCACACUGUAUUCUGAGGAAGGCAAGGGCAAUGAACCUUGCCCUAAAAAUGGAGAGGUGAUAUUUCAAUCCCUUGAUGAAAGACAUACAUUGUUGGAAAAUGAAGUGUAUCAGAACUUAACUAAACUUUACAGAUCUGAAAACAAGGAAAUCAUAGAAGAGCAUGGAUCUGUGUUUGGGAUCUAUGAAAAUCAGACUGAGGAUAUCUUUGAUGAAACAGAGGGGGCUCAUGGACCUUGUUGUGGAGAGAUUGAAACCACUGAAUAUGAAGAUACAUCGAUAUUUGACUUUGAAGAUUUUGUGACAUGUGCUGAGGAGAACAAUGAUGGCAAAGAGACACCAAAUGCUGGUCAACAAGUUCUCUCUAUAUCAUAUGAUUUUGAGGAACAAUCAAAUACAGCAUUUGGCACUCUUGAGAUUUGUGAACCAGUUUGUCAGCAAGAGACAUCAGAGGCCCAUUCUGAGCCAAAAGACAUCUCAGAGCUCUCCCUUCCCCCUGGAACAGAUGGUCUGUCAGAACAAAACAAGCCAAAUGAAAAAUUAGAGCAACUUAUACAUCAAGUUGCAAAAAGAGAGGAACCUGAACAGUGUGAGCAGGAAGGAUACUUUAAGUCUGAGCAAAAAAAGACAGAUUCUGAACAGAGUGAUGAGGACAGUGAGGUAUCUGAUGAUGAAGAGUAUCCAGAGAUCUGUGAUUGUGAAUUCUGUGUUUCGCCCAUAGAGCAGGUCCCAGCCAAACCACUUCUUCCACAGAUCAAGUCUAAAGAUGUAGGGAAGAUCUGUGUAGUAAUUGACCUGGAUGAAACACUAGUCCACAGUUCAUUCAAGCCAGUGAACAAUGCUGACUUUAUCAUUCCCGUGGAAAUUGAUGGAACAGUACAUCAGGUAUAUGUGUUGAAGAGGCCUCAUGUCGACGAGUUCCUUAAACGGAUGGGGGAACUGUUCGAGUGCGUGUUAUUCACUGCAAGCUUAGCCAAGUAUGCUGAUCCCGUCUCAGACCUCCUGGACAAGUGGGGUGCUUUCAGAAGCCGGCUCUUUCGGGAAUCUUGUGUGUUCCACCGUGGAAACUACGUCAAAGACCUGAGCCGUCUAGGCAGGGAUCUAAACAAAGUCAUCAUUGUGGACAACUCACCAGCCUCCUACAUCUUCCACCCAGACAAUGCUGUACCUGUAGCCUCCUGGUUCGAUGACAUGUCUGACACAGAGCUGUUGGAUCUCAUCCCUUUCUUUGAGAGACUCAGUAAAGUGGAUAAUGUCUACACUGUGCUCAAGCAGCAGAGGACUAAUAGCUAGUAUGACACUAGGGGCAGCUGUCAGUAUGGGGCCAGGGAGGCUGCUGUGCUCAGAGCACCAUGCUGCUUCCCACUAACAGGACCAGCCACUAGCUCAGUCCUCGUCACCUACCCAGAAUUCCAUUCACAGGAUGUUUGACACAAGAAAAAGUCAUCGAAUGACAGAACUGUGAAGGACUGCUUUAUCAAAUGCAUUUACGCAGUUAAUUGAUUGUUUUAACACUUGAAUGAGUUAAUCUCUCUAAACCUGUCAACAUGUCCAGCUCACAUUUUUUACCCGAAAUCAAAAAAGAAAGAAGAAAGUUGCUUAAAUAAUGAAAUUAUUUAUUUGUAUUAUUAUUAGUAGUAUUAUUUUUUGGGCAUUCUGACAUUAUUUUCAUAAUUUUUUUUUUUUGCUGAUUUCUAAUAUUAAUAAUAAUAAAAUCUGUUUUACAGUAAUGAGGAUCUAAUUAGAAUAACCAUUAGGAAUAAUGGGAAAUAAAGUGCAAAAUUAAAACAUCAGAAGUAGUAGUAUUUUGAGGAGAAAUGUGCCAAAUUGUCUUGGAAAUGAAUGAGUGAUAUAUUCCUUUGAGAUAUAUUUAUA